This is a messenger RNA of Cynoglossus semilaevis (tongue sole), 1462 nucleotides long. RefSeq names its product tip elongation aberrant protein 1. The coding region runs from base 58 to 1140 and encodes 360 amino acids. The transcript has 8 exons. Gene Ontology annotation, molecular function: protein binding. Lineage: Eukaryota; Metazoa; Chordata; Actinopteri; Pleuronectiformes; Cynoglossidae. The record is from RefSeq and is a predicted model, not a curated record.
ACGCCACGGCGUACGGUCAUCAGUAAGAGAGGCCUCCUGACCUGGAGCUCCGAGGACAUGGACAGUCUGACCGAGGACAUUGAACAGGCGUCUACGCCCAAGAAGAAACGCCUGUGCAGGAUGAACAGCCAGGAUGGAAUGACGAGUGAAAACGGAGACGUUUCGACCUGUCCGACACCUCGCUGGUGCCACUCCAUGUGUCUGAGUGACCCCCACACUGCCCUCCUCAUGGGUGGGGAGACGUCAGAUCAGAGCUUCUGCAGGGAUUCUUUGUGGAAGCUUAACUUAGACAGUGACCUCUGGUUCCCCAUGAACUCCUCGACCCCUGGUCCGGUACCACUGUGCUCCCGAGGACACUCUGCCACCUACGAUCCCGACUCCAGUUCAGUGUGUGUUUACGGUGGACUGAGGGAGGGUCAGCGCUACAGUGAGCUGUACGUCCUCAAUACUCUGACCUGGAAAUGGAAGCUCAUCAAUGCCAAAGGCAACAUUCCGACGUUGGCGUAUCAUUCCGCCGUGUUUUAUAAGAAGGAGCUCUUUGUCUUCGGUGGAAUCCAUCCUGGACAGUCGUCUGGAGAAAAGUCCUGCAGUAACGCUCUUUACAUCUUCAACCCGGAGUUUGAGCUCUGGUACAAGCCCAUCGUGGAGGGGGACAGACCGCUGCCUCGGUUUGGACACUCGGCCACACUGCUGUCACAGAAGUUGGUAAUAUUUGGUGGACGAAAAACUGCGACCUAUCUGAACGACCUCCACGUUUUAGACUUGGGUUUUAUGGAGUACACAGCUGUGAAGUCUGUGAACAUGCCUCCGCUGCCUCGAGGGUUUCAUGCUGCUCUCCCAGUUACAGACAACAGGAUUGUAGUCAGCGGCGGCUGUAGUUCAAUUGGAGUUCUACGGGACGUUCACGUCUUUAACGCCGAUACCAACACGUGGACCGCGGUGGCGUGUCCGGCGCUGUGCUCCAGACCUCGUGCAGGACACAGCAUGAUCACUGUGGGCUGCUCCGUCCUCACAGACACGGAGAACCACGAUCCGGGCAACAAGACCAGAGUCUACUGCACGCUGCUGGUGUUUGGUGGAUCGGACUGUUCCGGUACUUUCUACAAUGAUACAGUCAAAUGUACAAUCACAGUUCCAUAAGGAACACUAAUGGACCGUGUCAUUACUGAAAGGUUAUCAUCAUCACCAUCUUUAUCCAGAUGGACAGAGUAUUUCUCCCUGUAUUUGUGUACCAGACGUCCCUGUGGUAUCUUCAUACCUCUCCCACACGUUUGCCUAACAAAUCACUGAUCUACAUGUUCAUGACUUGGACUUCCUGUUGGGAAUUAGCAGCUGCAGUGAUGCAGGAAAUUGGAUUAUUGCCGUGCAGUUCUCUUCCCUCUUGAUGACAAAUACUGCAGUGUCAGAAUAUAUUUAUGCUGAAAUACUAAUAAAUAUUUUAAACUUAAGUGAUUAAAGUAAA